Molecule: messenger RNA, 942 nt
Organism: Folsomia candida
Lineage: Eukaryota; Metazoa; Arthropoda; Collembola; Entomobryomorpha; Isotomidae
Exons: 2
Coding region: 139-675 (178 amino acids)
Source: RefSeq, a predicted model, not a curated record
ACAUAUGACAAAUAUUUGCCCAGUUAACUUUUCCCCUUCUAGUUGUUAACAUCCAAACACAAAUUUCUUCGCGUUAUUAAUACUCGUUAUUAAUACGUUAUUAACAGCCGAGUUCAUCCAAAAAAUAAGCAGUAUCAAAUGAAGCCCUUCAGUGAAUUCGGUGUAAUGAGUCUCCUCGGACUUUGUAAUUUGAUACUUGGACCCAUAAUUAUUUCUGGGGGAAUCGUUUCCGACGUUGCAAAUUACAAAGCUCAGAGAAACGCCAACAACAAAAGUAUUGAGCUAGCACUGGAAUAUGUUCCGCUUUUUUGCGCCUAUCUUUGCAUGAUAAUCUGCUCCUUUUGUUCGGGAUUAUGUGCAAUUAUGGCAUCCGCUGUGGUCGACUGCAAAUGGGUGAUCAGAUUGGCAAAGGUGGCGAAUUUCUUCUCCAAACUUUUAUACUGGCAAAUUCUGCUGUUCGUGCUGUACAACUGGGAUCCAAUGGAGUGGAGGAUCUGGGAGGGACUUCCGACGACGUGGGGGUCGAUUAAUUUGCCCACCCCGACAUGUCUUUAUUGUGUCCUGGGACAAUUAUAUUUUGUGAACCAGAGUACUAAAUUAAUUAGUGGGGUGCAAAAUUUGUUAAAAUGGGAGCAAGCUGGGAAGAAAACUGGUCGUAAAAGAAGGAGAGAAUGAUAUCAAAUGUAGGAUUGUAUUUAUCUAUUUGUGAGCGAGUAAGUAUUUCAGUUUACUCGAUACAUAAAUUUGCGUAUAAAAGUGAGACGCUUAUGGAUUGAAUUUUUAAAAUCUGAUUUGUGAUAUUAGUUUAAAGCUAAUUAAUUUCGGUACGGGUUUAUCCAAAAAAAAUGUGUAAUAAGGAAAUAUUUUAUAACGAUUAUUAACUAUUUAUGUUAUUUGCUGAUAAAUCAGCGUGAAAUAAAUGUCCUAUACAAGUAUACAACA